AGAAUCUCACCCACCCCUCCCAGAAUAAUCCUCUCACUUAUAUCUCAAACUUGAUAGGAUGCUAGACUGAAAAGGGAAAGUGGGUUCUCAUAGGAUAAAGCCAGAAUCAGAGAUCCAAGGAGGAUUUUAACCUAUGCUAAAAAUGAGCAAUUUAUGGUUGCCCUUCUCACCUAGGUUUGAUAGAUUGUAUUUCUAAGGCAUCUCUCUGGAAUUUCAUAUGGAGGUGACAGAGGUUUGAGAAACAACAGGACCGUGUGGAGGCUGGAUGCUGAGGAGUCCUGCAGUUGCUUGUGUUCCCAUGCUGUAAAUAUGAACGGGAUAAACAUGCUAUAGACCAAAACCUGAUGCUGUGACAGUUAAUCUUUUAAAGGAUUUGCGUUCUCAAUAUAAUCGUUCCUCAUGUCCUCUCUACCACAACAGGUAGCAGUAUAAAUGAAAUAACAAAUGGCUGAAGAAGAGGAAACUCUAGCUUUCUCCUGUUCUCUACUCAGGUUUUCUGUCCUGGUUUCGCAAUGGCUUGCUGGCAACAGGUAUCGGAGUAAUUUCUUAUGUUCAGAGUGACAUGGGACGAGAGGCAGCUUAUGGUUUCUUCAUCCUCGGUGGGAUUUGUGUCUCUUACGGCAGCGCCUCCUACCUUGUCAGCCUCUUCCUCCUCCGCCGCACCAUGAUGCUUGCUUUCUCCACGGCUCUGCUGAAUGGCGCGGCGGUCACAACUGUGGCACUGUUCUGGUUGUGCGCCAUCUCUCUCUACAUCGGUCGCCUUGAGGUUGAGAUCAUACAGGAUGACAGCAGUGAUGAAUACCAGGACCCAAAAAAGGAUGAUGGGAAAUCGGACGAGUAAAGGCCAAGUUCCUGGGGAAUUUUGCUGCUUUCAUGAUGGUCAUUUAGAAUGUUCUCCAGCUCAUCCAGUGGACCGAGUUUUAAUGCAAUAGAUACAGUGCCCACGAGCUGUCCUUCCCACAAUGUCAAAGGGCAGGAAGAAAGGGCAGCUUUAUUGUAAAUAAUACACUGUGUUGGCUGCUUUCUAUUUAUUUAACAUUUUCCAGAUUGGCAGUGGGAAUUAGCAUUAGAAAAAUUGGAUCAUCAACAGCAAAUAUGGCCGGAGGAGGCCCUACUGUGAUAGCAAAAGGAUUGGUGAGACGGCUUCCCAGCUGGGAGCUUGCAUUGCUUUUGAAGUGGCUCUCUGAUGCUUUUAAAGAACUGGCUGUCCAUUGCAGUCCUGGGCUCCCCUCUCCUGCGUGCAUCCCACACCUGUUCUGCCAGGUAUAUAGAAGCUGGGAAUUGUAAGCCAAAUUCAGCCGAUGCUCCCUAGAAAUGUUGAAUUGAUACAGUAUCCCAUGGAGCUCCAUUCUGUUGCUCCGGCUUAUGUUGUAAAGUUGUACUGAGGUUACUCACUGUGCCUCGUGAGCCCAUUUUACAUCCAGAUCAGUUAACGUUUGUAUUAAAAACUCCAAAACAAAA
This is a messenger RNA of Pelodiscus sinensis (Chinese soft-shelled turtle), 1461 nucleotides long. Lineage: Eukaryota; Metazoa; Chordata; Testudines; Trionychidae. The record is from RefSeq and is a predicted model, not a curated record.